AUUUUCAUCAAAUUGGGCCACAAACAUUAAUCGAAAUCUCCCCAAGGUCCAUGAUCAAGGAGUACUAACUCAAUAGGGUAAAGUGGUAAACCACCGAAGAGCAGCCACCCUCGCAGGUCCAUCCCAGGGCUCCCAGGGUGGUCUACACCCAAGCUUCCGGCGGGAAGGAUAUUUCUGAGGGAAGUCGCAGGUGGAAGCAGCUUUUUGGAGAAGUAAGCAGCUGUAGUUUAAACUCAAAGGAACAGAAGGGAAUUUCACAAAUACCUUCUCGAUUACAAGCAUUUUUGGCGGGAUAUUUAAUCAAACAACUAAUUACGGAGUAUUAUCUUUGAUAAAUAGGUUAUAGAUUUCGUAACCCAAAACAGAGGUGGUUUAAGAUGAGGCACGGAAGAAGAGGAUCCGGCGGCGGCGUGGAGUUCAUAGUGCUCCGCAGACGCAUAGAAGCAUGUAGAAGCAAGUGCUCCACCGUCGAGCAGAUCGUGAGCCACCUCCGCUCUGCUCAUCCCGACUACAGCCGGAAGAAGUUGCAGCCAUUUACCAAACGAGUACAGGACGUUUUCCAAACCAUUAACUCUAGAGGCGUCUUGGUCGAUAAAAGCAGCGGCGACGAAAUGAAUCGCCCCAGUAAGAUGCAAAGGAGAAUCGACGAUAGGGAGAAGCGGUUGCAGUGUAUUGAAGCCCAACACCUCAGGAAGCAAGCCACGCACCAGGAAUCGUCGUCUCCUGUAUCAGAAUCUUCAUCCGAGAGUAGGAGUGAUCGUACGCCUACUUCAUCCUCAUCAGUGGACGCUAUUUAUGGAGAGAAGGUUGAGCCCAAACACGAUUUAAUGCGGUCCUUGCUCCGUGAACAAUAUAGUGAACAGAAGGUGAAAACAAAUCCCAAAUCGAAUGCCAAGUUAAUGGAAGUGGAGGUUGUGAAUAACAAUGAUAAGGUGAAGAAUAAACUUGCCUUAUUGAAAGGGAAACCCCCUUUACCAUCCCCACGAGAUUCUACCUAUGGUAAAAAGGAGCCAGAGUUUGGGAGAACAGGAAUUCAAGGGAAUGCUGAAAAGCCUAAUGUUGGGCCAAAGUUUAAGGACCUAGGAGGGAUGGGUUCUGUGGUAGAGGAACUGAAGAUGGAGGUGUUGGUUCCAUUGUACCAUCCUCAACUGCUGACACAUUUAGGAAUCAAGCCAAUGUCUGGAAUCCUCUUUUAUGGGCCACCAGGGUGUGGAAAGACAAAACUAGCUCAUGCCAUUGCGAAUGAAACUGGAGUUCCCUUUUACAAAAUCUCUGCUACUGAAUUGGUCUCUGGAAUUUCAGGAGCAUCAGAAGAGAAUAUACGCGAGCUGUUCUCAAAGGCAUACAGGACAGCACCAUCUAUUAUAUUUAUUGACGAGAUUGAUUCCAUUGCCUCAAAAAGAGAAAAUGUGCAGAGGGAAAUGGAACGACGUAUUGUGACACAAUUGAUGACUUGCAUGGAUCAAUCACAUAGAACCGUGGAGUGUUCAGAUGGGAAUUCUUCUUCAGAGCACUUAGAUGGGGGGCAUGGAAAUGCAUUUCCAGAAGGUUCUGAUGCAAAAUCUGGACAUGUUUUAGUUAUUGGUGCUACAAACAGACCUGAUUCCAUUGACCCUGCGUUGAGGAGACCAGGUCGAUUUGAUCGUGAAAUUGUUUUAGGUGUUCCGGAUGAGAAUGCUCGGUUUGACAUUUUGUCCGUGCUAACACGUAAUCUCAAAGUUGAAGGUGUGUUCGAUCUCAUGAAGAUAGCAAGAUUGACCGCGGGAUUUGUUGGGGCUGAUUUGGUUGCUUUGACAAAUAAAGCCGGAAACCUUGCAAUGAAGAGGAUUAUAGACCAGAGAAAAACUGAUCUCUCCAGAAUACCAGUAGAUGGUAAACAGAAUGAAGAGUGGUGGAAAGAACCAUGGUCUCCUGAAGAGAUGGAAAACGUCAGCAUUACCAUGGCUGAUUUCGAGCAAGCAGCCAAAAUGGUUCAACCUUCUUCCAGACGGGAGGGAUUUUCAUCUAUUCCAAAUGUUAAAUGGGAAGAUGUUGGAGGGCUUGACUUGUUGAGGCGGGAGUUUGACCGUUAUAUUGUUAGGCGUAUCAAGCAUCCAGAGGUGUAUGAGGGAUUUGGAGUGGAUUUGGAGACAGGAUUCUUGCUAUAUGGUCCACCAGGUUGUGGGAAAACAUUGAUUGCAAAAGCUGUUGCUAAUGAAGCUGGAGCCAAUUUCAUUCAUGUUAAGGGUCCUGAGCUUCUGAGCAAGUAUGUUGGUGAAGGAGAAUCUAACAUCCGAACACUAUUCAACCGUGCAAGGACAUGUUCUCCAUGCAUUAUUUUUUUUGAUGAGGUGGAUGCUUUGACAACCGAACGUAAUAAAGAAGGGAGUUAUGUUAUAGAGCGGAUGUUGAACCAGUUGCUGAUAGAAUUAGAUGGCGCAGAAACACGGAAGGAUGUUUAUGUGAUCGGAGCAACAAAUAGGCCAGAAGCAAUGGACAGGGCUCUAUUACGGCCUGGAAGGUUUGGAAAGCUUCUUUAUGUCCCACUCCCAAGUCCAGAUGAGCGAGGGCUCAUUUUAAAAGCUCUAGGAAGAAAAAAAUCUAUAGAUCCUAGUGUAGACUUAGCAGCCUUGGGCAGAGAUAGCUUUUGUAACAACCUAAGUGGGGCCGACCUCUCAUCACUGAUGCUCGAAGCUGCUAUGGCUGCUGUUGAUGAGAAGUUGGAGUCAACAAACAUGAGCAUGGAUGGGAUAUCAACUUCCAUUAAAGAUGCUCAUUUCAAAAUGGCGCUGAAAAAAGUUUCUCCCUCAGUUUCACAGGAGCAAAUAGAGUAUUACAAGAUUCUGUCUGGGAACUUCAAAACAGUGUGACCGGUGGGAUGUUUUAAUCUGUCUGGCUUGUUCAUAAUGAGAUUUUGAUGCUAUUGCGGUCAUUGUGGACAAAGAAGCUUUGCAAUUCUGGAGACAAUUUUGUAGAUACUCUUUCUUGAUCCCUCAACGUUGGAGAGAAGAUUUUAAGCUCUUGGGACAGCUCUUAAUGUUCGACGAUGAUACAAUUCAUACAAACGAUAUUUUAUGCUCUACGGAUUAUGUGUUUAUUAUUAAUUAAUUGUUUUGUAUUAUAAACAUUUAACAUGAUAAAAAGAAUAGGCAGGCAAUUGCUUCAACAACUUUGAGAUUUAAGAUGUCCUUGGAUGCAUAAAUGCAGUUAGAAGUGAGGGAGUUGCAUUCUCUUG
Molecule: messenger RNA, 3214 nt
Organism: Cuscuta epithymum
Lineage: Eukaryota; Viridiplantae; Streptophyta; Magnoliopsida; Solanales; Convolvulaceae
Source: the annotation of a GenBank genome assembly